UGAACUGACUAAAACACUUCUUUCUAGCGCAAGUGUUACUGAGCUCAACCACCAAAGGCAAAAGUACAGGUUAAUCAAGAUGGAUUCAAGGAAUACUGGCGUUAAUACGAUGUCAAAUACAUUGCCAUAUAGCAAUGAAACAACACCAACCAAUGCUCAGCGAGCUGAGGAAGACGAACUAAUCAUUUUCCCUUUCUAUUCGUUUGAAAGACAAAUGCACGCGAUAAUAUGGCCAGUUUUAGUACUUGCUUUGCUGCUUGUAAAUGUACUGGUUAUAUCCGUACUUCUACGAAAGAAUAUGCGAAAUACCACCUACAUGAUAUUGGUAGCCAUAGCAAUAUCUGACACGCUUACUGGACUUCUCACACUGCCUGGUUACAUAAGCGUUUAUCAGAACAUAGAUAACUUCAUUUCGACCUCUGACUUUAUUGUGUUUCUUGAACACUAUCUAAUCUACUCGGGAUAUGAGUCAAAACCACCUGACAACCUGGCAUCAAACUAUUCCAAUGGUUUUGAACAGUCACUAAAGAAUCAAACGCAUUCCCCAAUGGCAAAUACAUCAGAGCACAAGCUAAGCGCCGCGGGACAAACCAUUCUCAACAGCUAUGCUACAUUUUUAAAGAGAAGCGAGUCGGAUGGUGUUUUAUUUCUGUACCAAGUUCAAUGCAGAGCAAUUAUGCUUUCCAAAUACUUUAUCCUAAGAGUUAUGCAUACAAUAUCAAUUUUUCUGACGGUAUUUCUUGCUAUUCAGAGGUAUAUUUCAGUUGCCUAUCCUCUUAAGGCGGAACGACUAUUUAAAAAGACAACAGUGCUAAUAGUAUGUGUGCUAAUUUUCAUUCUGUCUCCAAUUCUACAUAUACAUCAUAUUGUUGUAGAUAUGGCUGACGGAGGUGUGUGUGGAUGGAAAUUUUCAAAGGACUCUGUUGGAGAUGGUGUGUACAUUUGGUCUUUAUUUUUCUUUCGCCAUUUUGUGCCUUGUGUCCUUCUCAUAACCCUAACAGGACUCUUUGUAAAGAACCUUAAAGUGAAUGAGAGAAAAUCUGGGCGCAUCGAAAAAUGCAAUAGAACUCCUUCGAGGUCAAUCAAGAGCACACCUGAACGAAGGCGUAUAACCGUUAUAGUGGUAGCCGUCGUUGUAGUUUUUCUCAUACCAGAAAUACCUUAUGGAAUCUAUCUUUUCCUAGAGUCACUGUCGUUUCAUUUUGAUAACAUAGAAUUGGUUGGAAAUCUGAAAACGAAAAGAUAUAUUCAUUAUUGUUACGAGUUUCUCCUUUUAGUUUCCUUCCACGCGAAUUUCUAUAUCUUCUGUCUCCUGAACAAGUGUUUUAGAAAGAAUCUUAAAGAAAUUUUCAAAUCCCUAACGCACGUCUUUGGGAACCUUUUCGAGAAAAACGAAGAAAAGUAAGCAUUGAACUGACUUCAUCUGGAAGAUGUAUGAAAGUUUCAACAAGUGGUGUUACGCAAUCUGCCAUUGAAGUCGAAAUCGGACAGUUCGAACGGCCCGGAGGAAAUUGCUAACUUCCCGUUCUGCGUCUUCCUUACAUGUAUAUUAGGUUACUUUAGACAUAUAACAGGAGAAUGUAUUAAUUUCAAUUAUUACAUUUGCUUGCAAUGGUAGUAAAUAGCUGGUAGUAUAUAUUGUGUUAGUAAAGACGUGUCUUUACUUUUACAUCUCUCAAUGUUUACUCAGAUCAUAUAUACAACAUGUCAUGUUAUGUUUGCAAAUUAACGACUUUAUAGACAAACUUACAUAGUAUUUAAGGUGUGCAAAAUCGUCUAUGUUGCGAAGAACAAAUUUAAGUGCUGUCAUAGUUUCCUUCUCAAAAUUAAGAAGAUAUUUAACAUGACAGAGUAACAGAUUAUUGUCGGUUCCACUUUAUACUAUUCUUCUGUGUAAGUUCGUUAAAAUGAAAUAAACAUAGGUGAUGUUUUAUUAUUAGCAUAUUCUAGACAAUUUACUAUUCAAAAUUAAAACUGUAUAGUGUGUAGAUGAUACUGUGUAUUGUAAGUAAAUGUAUAUUCGUAAAAUUUAUAAAUAUAUUGUGCACUUCUUAAUAAAGGAAAUACAA
This is a messenger RNA of Mercenaria mercenaria, 2069 nucleotides long. RefSeq lists its product as uncharacterized. The record is from RefSeq and is a predicted model, not a curated record. Gene Ontology annotation, cellular component: membrane. The transcript has 2 exons. Bases 80 to 1405 code for a protein of 441 amino acids. NCBI's taxonomy places the organism in Eukaryota, Metazoa, Mollusca, Bivalvia, Venerida, Veneridae. Gene Ontology annotation, biological process: G protein-coupled receptor signaling pathway. Gene Ontology annotation, molecular function: G protein-coupled receptor activity.